UUCGUUCACUUAGUAUCGAUUCAAGCGGUCUGCAUUGUUUUUUUUUGGGAAAUUUCGAAAAAAACGCGUAAAAUGCACACAAAAAUGGAGAAAACCAAUUGAAAUCCAGUUGCCCGACUGAAACGACUACUAUGGAGAUACCAAUACAGGUGGCCGUGCGCAUCUGUCCCCACACCGAGCCUAGCGAAAAAAGGAAGCCUGUCGCGGAGGCAGCGGCGUCUGCAACUGGGGCUGCGGAUGCGGAGUCUGUUUCCGAUUCGGAAGAGUCCACUAAAGACGCUUCAGAUGGACAAACGCCGGAGGAGUCGACAGAUGCCAACGGGAACAGCGGGAAGGGCACACAGCUGAAGAAGGAGACGCCGCAGACGGACAGCAAUGGCAAUGAGAAUGGAACCAUUGUGCCCCUGGGCUCGGGAUGCUGUGUGCAGGCAAUUCCGAUAUCAGCCUCCGCUUUGGGGCUUCCCAGCGCCCUGCCUGGCGGUGGGGCCCAAGACAGCAUUGCGGCAGGACUCAUACAGGUAGGCGCCCACACAGUGCCCGUCACACACGCCCUGGGCAGCGGUACCACGCAGAGUCAGCUCUACUAUCAGACGGUGUUUCCGCUGAUCAGCCUGUUUCUGGAGGGAUUCGAUGCCUCGGUGGUGACCUACGGACAGCGGGGUCAGGGCAAGACCUACACACUAUACGGACCUGGCUUCGAGUGCGUUUACGGGGAAGCAGACCAGGGCGUGGUGCAGCGCUGUGUCCGGGACAUCUUCGCCCACAUUGCCGGGCACUCAGAGCGCACCUACGCAGUUAAUGUGGGCUUCGUGGAGAUCUGUGCGGGCGAGGUCUGUGACCUGCUGGACAUGGGGAACGUCCACUGUCAGAGUGUGGAGGAAGUGUUCCGUUGGCUGCAGAUUGGCCUGGCCACCAGGCAGCCAAAGCCGGCCCACACCCUCUUCACGCUCACCCUGGAGCAGCAGUGGGUGUCCAAGGAGGGGCUCAUUCAGCACCGUUUGUCCACCGCCAGCUUCUCGGAUUUGUGCGCCACCGAGCGCUGGGGCGAGCCGCCGCCGGGCCAUCCCCGUGAUGCCGGUCUCCAGAUGCUGGAGCAGGUGGUCAACACACUCACCGAUCCCAGCAUCAUGUACGGGGUGAAUGGCAACAUUCCAUAUGGCCAGACCACCCUCACGACCCUGCUGAAGGACUCGUUCGGUGGCCGGGCCCAGACUCUGGUGAUUCUGUGCGUCUCACAGCUGGAGCAGCACGUGGCAGAGACCCUGGGCAACCUGCAGUUCGCCUUCAAGGUGCAGUGCGUGCGGAACUAUGUGAUCAUGAACACAUACUCCGACGACAAUACGCCCAUAUCCCCGGAGUCAAUGCCCAACGCCUCUUCCAAUCCCGCAGCUGGCCCCUUGGCCCAGGUGGCAGCCGGCGACAACUUUGGGCUGCAAUUCGCGGCGAGUCAGUGGUUCAAGCUUGUGUCCAACGCAGAGGGACUGUUUGCCAAAUUGAUGGGCUCCAAUCUGAUCAGCGAACUGGAGAAGGAGCAGAUCGAGGAGUGGCUCUUCCUCAAGCAGGAGUGCGAGGAGUGCCUCAGCUCGACCGAGGCCAUGCGCUCCCAAAAGCAGCUGGUGCCCAUCCAGGAGGCUGAGGAGCCCGAGGAAUCGGUUAGCGAGCCACCAAACUCCGACAAUGACACGGACAAUGAGUCGCAGCGUCCCGAUCUGGCCGACAAGCUAGAGGGCCUUAUGGAGGAGUUUCGUGCGAAGACCGAUUCCCUGAUCCAGGCCAAGCAUUCCGAGUUCCUCACCAAGCAUCCCAAGGCCGUCAUGCAGAGUCUGGAGCGGGACAAAGAGCCCAAGCUGGAGGCACCCCCGGACAAAGAGAUGGAGAAGAUGGAGGAGCGAAAGACCAGCAUUGCGGGUCGACGGCGUAGCAUUCAGCCAGGAGCCAGCCUGAGCACUGCGGAGCUAGCCCUGCUCAAUCGCGUGGCCUUGCAGCAGCCCAUGGCUCAGCCGCCGGCUACCGUUUUGGACCCUGAAUCGACUAUCGAUCCGCUGGAGAGCUCAGCGGGCGAGGGACUGCGUCAGGCGGCCAUUGCCGCCGCUGCCGCCAAUGCGCCCAUCGAGCAGCUCCAGAAGAAGCUGCGGAAACUGCACGCGGAGAUCGAGGGACGGCAACGGCAGCUGAAGGAGAUCGAGCAGACAAUGCAGGUGAAGCAGAACAUCAUCAGCGAGCUGGUGAAGAACAGCGACACGCGCAGCCAUGCCAAGCAGCGGUUCCAGAAGAAGAAGGCCAAGCUGGAGGCCGAGUGCGACAAGGCCAAGAAGCAUCUGGCCAAGGCCCUCGUCCAGGGCAGGGAAAAGGGGGAGACCGAGCGUUGGUCAGCGAUCAUAGCCCACAUAGAGCAUCGGCUGGAGGAUCUCAGCUCCAUGAAGCACAUUGCCGGCGAGAGUGGCCAGAAGCUGAAGAAGCUUCAGCAGUCCAUGGCCGAGUCCCGCAAGCAGCUGGAGGAGCUGGAAAAGAAGAUCCGAAAGGAGUGCAAGCUGCGCGACCAGCUGGAGACGGAGCUCGCCAAACUGAAGGAGUCCCGCGACGGCGUCAGCGGCGGCAAGGAGCUGGUCAAGUUGGACUCUCCGGAACAGCAGGGCCGGCAGCUGAAGGCUGUCCAGGCACGAAUCACCCACCUGAAUCACAUUCUCCGCGAGAAGUCGGACAACCUGGAGGAGUGUGCGGGUGGAGAGGGUCCAGCACCGGCCCAGCAGGAGAGUCUGCGGCAUGAGAUCCGCAAUCUGCGUGGCACCCGAGAUCUGCUGCUGGACGAGCGCUGCCACUUGGACCGGAAGCUAAAACGGGACAAGAUGCUGACGCAGCGCGAGGAGCGCAAGCUGCUCGAGUGCGACGAGGCCAUUGAAGCCAUCGAUGCGGCCAUCGAGUUCAAGAACGAGCUCAUCUGCGGCCACAAGUCGAUCGACACCAGUGACCGGCUGCAGCGGGAGAAGGGCGAGCAGAUGCUGAUGGCACGCCUCAACAAACUCUCGCCGGAGGAGAUGCGCACGCUGCUGUACAAGUACUUCAACAAGGUCAUCGACCUUCGCGACUCCUCCCGCAAGCUGGAGCUGCAGCUGGUGCAGCUGGAGCGCGAACGGGACGCCUGGGAGUGGAAGGAGCGCGUCCUCUCCAAUGCCGUUCGCCAGGCCCGACUCGAGGGCGAGCGCAACGCCGUUCUGCUCCAGCGGCAGCACGAGAUGAAGCUCACCCUGAUGCUGCGCCACCUGGCUGAGGAGACCUCGGCCAGUUCGGCCAGCUACGGCGAGCGUGCCCUGGCCCCCGCCCAUCAGACUAGCAGCGGCGACUUCGACUACGAGCUGGACUUCUACAAGGCGGCAGCCACCACCACCAACCACAACAAGGCCCUGGUCAAGGCGCCCAAGCCAACGCCCAGCGGCGCCGCCCUGGAUAAGUACAAGGACAAGGAGCAGCGAGGCGCUGGGCGGAACAUCUUUGCCAAGUUUCAGGUGCUCACCAGGUACGCGUCCUCGGCAGCUUCAGCGGCGGCCGCAGGCUCCUCCAGCUCCACGGUGGACGAGUCGACGGCGCUGAUCGAAUCAAGCACAACGGCGACGGCCACCACGACGACCACAACAACCACCACGACAACGGGCAAGGGCAAGGAAAGGGGCCUGCCCAACAUACGGCAGGAUCAGCUGAAGCGCCUGAUGCCGGCGCCAACUGCCACGAAGGUGACGCGGCAGAAGAACAAGAUCAUCAUCCAAGAUGCCAGCAGGCGGAACUAGAAGCGAAUUUAAGUGUUUUCAAUGUGACUAUAUCCACAUCUGUAUCUGUAUCUAUUCUCUCCUUUAAUACUCAACAAUUGUAAUGUAAUCUCAAUGUCGGAGCCGAGGACCGAGCCUACUCCGACUAUGUACUGAACAAGUUACGUCCACAGUCAUGACACAAAAUAGACUUGACAUGGUUCACAGCACUGGACCGCAUUUAUUAUACACACGAACAUCAGAUACUCACAUAUAACUAGCUAUCCUCAAGAGAUCAAGAUCUAAAACGGAAAAGACUCGUAUCUGCUACACUAUUAAAAUACUCGCAAGACAAACCACCAGGAGGAGACCAGCAGCAAACACAUAUAUGUAUCUGGCUCAAAUUAUUUAACUAAGAAUCUCCCCAUUUUGUAUUACCUGUACAUAGGCGAACAAAUGCUAGUUUUAGUACCGACUAAUUUAGUUGAUUUUGACCCAGACCCAGCUAAUGAUUUUAUUAUAUUUAAGCCUACACUUAAGCACUUUUGUGUCUUCCUACCAACUGUAAUUGACUUUUGUUUUAACCCAAAAUACUCAGUCCAAGUGUGAAUCCCAAGCAUUUAUCAUUUGCUGUACAAUUAAAUAUAUGUAUGUUAAUAUGUACUAAGAACUAAUACUCUGGUAUCCCCACGAAGAGAUCCAUCUAAAUUUGUAAGAGAAUUUUAACUUUUUGGUUGUGUUUAAUUGUUUGUUUUCUGCACUCAAUGGCAAUAUUACGAAUAUAAUCCAGUGUAUUCCCAUUUGUGUAUUCAUUAUAUACUCACUCUUACAUUGAGAUUAAGGUACUUACCCUUCCUGACAGUUGGUGAAUCUGUUUAGGUUACUUUAUCACACACACACACACACACAGAUUCCACAGGAGAUAACCUUUGUGUAUAAAAAAGAAAUUAAAUAAAUAAUUAAUACA
This is a messenger RNA of Drosophila obscura, 4707 nucleotides long. RefSeq names its product kinesin-like protein costa (gene cos). Bases 132 to 3782 code for a protein of 1216 amino acids. Lineage: Eukaryota; Metazoa; Arthropoda; Insecta; Diptera; Drosophilidae. Gene Ontology annotation, biological process: microtubule-based movement; mitotic spindle organization. The transcript is spliced from 4 exons. The record is from RefSeq and is a predicted model, not a curated record. Gene Ontology annotation, molecular function: ATP binding; microtubule motor activity; microtubule binding.